This is a messenger RNA of Bactrocera oleae (olive fruit fly), 756 nucleotides long. RefSeq names its product glutamic acid-rich protein. The record is from RefSeq and is a predicted model, not a curated record. NCBI's taxonomy places the organism in Eukaryota, Metazoa, Arthropoda, Insecta, Diptera, Tephritidae.
AUGCGUCGUCACCUGAAAGUGUUUCUGCUGCUCGCACUCUUGGUCACUUAUGUGACAGCGAAGAAGAAGGAGGAGAAGGAGGAGUCUUCCGAAGAGGAAGAAGAAGAGGGCGAAAAGUAUCAUAAGGAGGAACACAAGGAGAAGAAGCAUAAAGGAGACAAGGGUCAUAAGGAACAUAAGGAAUGGGAAGAGGAUGAGAAGAAACACCACGAGGAAGAGGACCAUGAGCACGAGUAUGGGAAUAAGGGAGGGAAAAAGAAGAAAUACUAUGAUGAGGAAGAGGAAUAUGGCGAAAAGAAGGAACAUGGGGCGCAUAAGAAGGGCGGUAAGCAUCACCAUAAGAAAAAACACAAGAAGGGUCAUAAAGAAUUGGAAUACCAUAAGAAAUUCAAUAAAGACGAGUAUAAGAAAGAAAAGAAAUUCUACGAUGAUGAACAUAAAGCGGGACAUCAUAAGAAACACGGUAAGGAUCACAAGCAUGAUUUAGAGGAGGAGGGUGGUCACAAGAAGGGUGAACACUAUGAAGCCGGUAAAAAGAAGGAGCACAAGAAGCACAAAGAACACUAUCAAAAGGGACAUAAAGAUGAGGAUGAGAAGAAGUAUAAGAAGAAGCACAAACAUGGUGAACAUCACGAGGAGCACGAGGAGUAUGGCAAAAAAGGCGAAAAGAAGGCCAAACAUAAGGAGGGUCACAAAAAAGAAAGCAAGAAAGAGAAAGAAAAGAAGAGCAAAAAAGAGGAGGAGAGUAAGCAUUGA